ACAAUUGAAGCAAUAAUCGAGUCAUUUUUUUCGACAACAGUUUUGCCUGAAAUAUACCUGGCCUGAACAUCAAUAAUAAUUUUCCACGGAAACGGAUUAAAUGUGGUUGGGUGCAACAACGCAUUCAUUCAACAAACAGAAAGUGAUCCCUGGUGGGCAGAACGUAAAGGAAGUGCUACCUAUUGUGACCAGUUUGUGUAGUACCGGGGAAGACACAAACGGUAUAAAGAUCGAUGGUGAUCCAAUUACCUUAGGACUAAUGAAAACGAAGCACAGUGACAGUGUUUUUUCAACUAUUUCAAAUUCAGUUCUAUUCGGUAAAUCGUCGGACUAACACUUUGGCCGCUCACGAAGCGACGGACCUUCCCGCUGCUUGACAUAAACCUAAUUAGUUGUAGUUAAAGAAGUAGAUAAAAUAUUCCAAAUUGCAAACAUCUUCAAUCGGUUGUGUUCAGGUGUGUGUUACAGCUGGUUCCACGAGAAUACAUUUAAUCGGAACGGAAAAAUCGAGCAGAACAUUUUAUUUCCCGAUUACACUUGAAAGCAUUUUGAUUACCAGGACCAUCCAUCACCGGACGCCACUCGCCCCCGACGCUACCGACGUUUUCCAUCCCCUCUGUCAGAGAUGGACUUUGACGAAUACCGCAGAAGAGGCAAGGAAAUGGUCGACUACAUAGCCGACUAUCUGCAAAACAUUCGUGAGCGGCGUGUCCUGCCGGACGUGAAACCAGGCUACAUGCGUGAUCUGCUGCCCGAUUCGGCUCCCCUCGAGGGUGAACCCUGGCAGACGAUCAUCGACGACGUCGAGCGGGUGAUAAUGCCGGGCGUAACACACUGGCAGAGUCCCCAUAUGCAUGCCUACUUUCCGGCGCUUAACUCCUUCCCGUCGCUGCUGGGUGAUAUGCUGGCGGAUGCUAUAAAUUGCCUAGGAUUUACUUGGGCUUCGUCUCCGGCGUGUACCGAGCUGGAGUCAAUUGUGAUGAACUGGCUUGGCAAAAUGAUUGGCCUACCGGAUGAAUUUCUACAGAUCCCGGGUAUUAGCCGGGGUGGUGGCGUUAUCCAAACAACUGCCAGCGAAGCAACACUGGUUUGCCUGCUGGCAGGACGUACGGUGGCUAUAAAAAGAUUUCAUGAGCAUACGCCCGGACAGCAAGAUGCAGAAAUCAACGCCCGUCUGGUGGCGUACUGCUCGGACCAGGCGCACUCGAGCGUCGAGAAAGCGGCCCUAAUCGGAUUGGUGCGAAUGCGAUACAUCGAAGCAGACGAGAAUCUUAGCCUGGGUGGUCGCGCUCUGGAGGAAGCCAUCAAGGAGGACAUCAAGCAGGACCUCAUUCCGUUCUGGGUCUGUGCCACUCUGGGCACCACCGGAGCUUGCGCUUUCGACAACCUACAGGAGGUGGGUGAAGUAUGCGCCAAGUACAACAUGUGGAUUCACGUUGAUGCCGCGUACGCCGGAAGUGCAUUCAUCUGUCCGGAGUUCCGUGUGUGGCUGAAAGGCAUUGAAAAGGCCGACUCGAUUGCGUUCAAUCCGUCCAAAUGGCUAAUGGUGCACUUCGACUGCACCGCGAUGUGGAUUAAAAACAGCGGAGCUCUUCAUCGGACGUUCAACGUUGAGCCACUUUAUUUGCAGCACGAGAAUUCCGGAUUGGCUAUCGAUUAUAUGCAUUGGCAAAUUCCGUUGAGCAAACGUUUCCGGGCAUUGAAAUUGUGGUUCGUCCUGCGCAGUUACGGUAUCAAAGGUCUUCAGAAGCACAUCCGGGAAGGCGUUCGGCUGGCGCAGAAAUUCGAAGCUUUGGUUCUGGCAGAUCAUCGCUUCGAAAUUCCAGCUGCGCGUUAUCUUGGGAUGGUGGUGUUCAGAAUUCGGGGUGAAAACAAACUUACCGAAAAGUUACUGAAGCAGCUGAACCACCGUGGAAAUAUGCAUGCCGUUCCUGCGUCACUGAAGGGCAAAUACGUUAUUCGAUUCACCAUCACUUCCACCCACACGACCAACGAUGACAUUCUGAAAGAUUGGAAUGAGAUUAGAAACGUCACCAGUCAGCUGUUGGAAGAAUUGAACGUUAAGAUUGCGGAUCGAUCGAGAGUUCCUUUGAAAGACACCCGUGAGAAGAAUGAAGCAUUUGGUUCCAGUCUGCUGUUGGCCAACUCUCCCAUGUCGCCGAAAAUUGUCAACGGUUCGUUUGCUGCUAUUUACGAUGCAGACGAAUUUCUAGCUAAAGUCUAUGCCGGGAUAAGGAUUUCGAAUCAAGAUUCGCCUGCCAUGAAACGUCGCGUUCGGGGAAUACUAAUGUCCGGCAAGCAGUUCUCGUUGGACUCUCACAUGGAUCUCGUAGUUCACGGUAUCAAACCAAACGAGGCCAAGAAUGGUAUUGAAUCGAAAGCAAUUACCGAAGACUGCGAGGAGGUAUGGGAAGCUUGUGAACAGAUGGAAGUAGUACAUCAAGAUUCCGUGGAGAGCCUGGACAGUCGGUUCUUGCUCCCGAUGCCAAUCACCUGUCCGUUACCGUCACCGUCGCCACGACGUCGCUUCCGAUCGCAAAGUGUGGAUGUCGGGAUGCUUCAAGUCCCGACCGAUGUUAGAAACCUGAAUCGAUUAUUGAAUGUACCGUUAGCCCUGAAAUCCGAACCCUACUAUUCCGACGACUCACUGAACCGAAUAUUCCUUUCACCGUGCGCAUACGCUUCCAACGUCUCAUCCGCCAACCGGUCCUACGAAUCCAACCUGGACUCCAUCGACGAGCAUAGUUCUGUCCAGAUUCCUGCGUCAAAACGUCGCUGCUCGGACAGCCAUCAUUUGAUGUCACUGCCCGGAACGAAUGUUUAUCCGGAAAAACGUCUCUCCGACCCCUCAAUUCGUUGCGCGUUCUACAACAGAAGUUUCGAUAUCCUCUGUCCCAAGGUGGGAGAUUCGAGCAAGCGGGUUCUGUCCCAGAAUGAUAUCACGAGACGACCUUUCCAACGGCAGAUUUCUACCAUCGAUGAACGAAUCGUAGAUGAAGUGUGUGUUGACAGUGAAACGCAGGAUCGAAACAAGAUGAACCUGAUUGCACCCAAGUUCCAGUGCUGCAUCUCGGAUGAAGAUGGACGUUGCAUCAACUUUGAUCCCAUCUACCACAAUCACGAUCCGGAGUUGAAUGCGAAAGAUCUACUACGAAAACGAUUAGAAUUCGAGGAGGAUUUUGUUGAAAGGUUCGAGCAGGUUUGUCCCCAGAUUGACGACGGGGGGGAUCGCGUGCCAGAUGAAGCUACCAGUUGCAGUGCCGCACGACGGUUCGAUUCCCAAGGCGGCCAUUGUGACGAUGAAGUCAUAUACGAGAAUGUGAAAGUUUGUCGGAAGUGUGGACACUGCACUGUCAGGUUAUAAUAUAAAGUGAGUGUGUCGUUUUCAUGCUAACUGUACAAUGUCAUACAAUUAAACCUGUGAAUUAUAGCGACUCAAUGUAUGUAUAGAAAUAAGGCCAAAAAAAAAUAUUUACCACUGGUUAGGCCCUGCAUAAGGCCGGGAGAGGAUGAACUAUUAUUUUUCUAUGUAUCAUAACAAAAAGUAACAGUGAAUUUAUUCUGAUAUCCGCGAUGAUUGUCGAUUGUCGAACACUAGUUUUCAAGGAACCAUCAUUACUCGUUAAUUGUACAAAGCCAAGAUCCAAGAAUCUACAACACAUCGUAAAAAAAAAAUCUAUCUGCUGUGCGUGUCAAUAAAUUACCCCAGGCGUGACAAUUAGCUCGAUUCGAUCGAAUCCAUGACUGCUCAACGCAUCCAAUCUAAUAGGAAAUGAUAAGAGGAAAAUACCGACCAUUAAACAUGUGUUAGCAUUUAGCAGUAAGCAAUGUAGAAGAAGAAAAAAAAAAAUAGCAGGCAAAUAUCGAUACACUAAUAAAAAUAAACGCAAAUUACUCAAACAGAAAACAUUUCUGAAUUAACAAGCGGGCAUCCUCGGUGAACGCGGCAUAGCAACAAAAAAAAAACCAACAAACUUCCUAAUUUAAUAGCUUGCCAGUGGAUACUUCGGUGUUUGCUACAUUAUUCGCUUGGAUCAGUCCAUCAGUUAUCCAGUGCAUCCGUGCCCGGAAAGGGGGAACCAGCAAACAAAUCGUAACCAAUUAUACCAAUAAGUACAAGUCAUUGAACUGCAAUCACGCAAAUCUA
This is a messenger RNA of Malaya genurostris, 4147 nucleotides long. It is a transcript of the gene Hdc, whose product is annotated as histidine decarboxylase. The transcript has 10 exons. The record is from RefSeq and is a predicted model, not a curated record. Lineage: Eukaryota; Metazoa; Arthropoda; Insecta; Diptera; Culicidae. Gene Ontology annotation, biological process: histamine biosynthetic process; L-histidine catabolic process. The coding region runs from base 626 to 3364 and encodes 912 amino acids. Gene Ontology annotation, molecular function: pyridoxal phosphate binding; histidine decarboxylase activity.